Lotus japonicus is the source of this 1353-nucleotide messenger RNA. RefSeq names its product single myb histone 3-like. Gene Ontology annotation, biological process: nucleosome assembly. Gene Ontology annotation, molecular function: double-stranded telomeric DNA binding. Lineage: Eukaryota; Viridiplantae; Streptophyta; Magnoliopsida; Fabales; Fabaceae. The transcript is spliced from 6 exons. The record is from RefSeq and is a predicted model, not a curated record. Bases 101 to 958 code for a protein of 285 amino acids. Gene Ontology annotation, cellular component: nucleosome.
UUCUGAUUGGUCAUUUGCAAAAUUGUUAAUUAAAUUGAAUAAAAUCAGAAUGAAUUGAAAGUUGAAUGGAAGCAGAGUGAGAGUGAGAGUGAGAGGAGAAAUGGGAAAUCAGAAGCAGAAAUGGACGGCGGAGGAAGAAGACGCCCUCCACCGUGGCGUCCAGAAGUACGGCGCCGGCAAGUGGAAGAACAUCCUCAAAGAUCCGGAGUUCGCUCCUUCCCUCACCAGCCGUUCCAACAUCGAUCUCAAGGAUAAAUGGCGGAAUUUGAAUGUUGUCACUGGUCAAGGCUCCAAUAUUAAGUCUAGGACUUCCAAGCCCAAACUAACAGCACCUUCAACUCCAGUUCCCAAUCAGCAAAAUGCUACUCCUUCUGUGCAAAAUGUUGCUACUCCUAAGGUUCCAACUCCAUCUCAAAAUUCUGCUGAAAAGGAUCACGAGGCCAAAGUUCCUCCGAGGUACAAUGCAAUGAUAUUUGAAGCUUUAUCGUCGAUCAAGGAUGCUGAUGGUUCUGAUAUGAAUGCCAUUGUUAGUUUCAUCGAGCAAAAACACACAAACACACUUCAUCAAAAUUUCAGAAAGGCAUUAGGUGCAAGGUUAAGGAAGCUUGUUCAUCAGGGGAAGCUUGAAAAGGUACAAAAUUGCUACAAGAUUAAAAAGGACACCCCAUCGGGACCAAGAUUACCCUCUCCAAAAUCACCUGUGCCAGAACAAAAGGAUUUACGGCCACAACAAUCCCCAACCUCUAGUUUUGUGACAUGUAAUGAGAUAAUAAAGGAUGCCGCUGAUACUGCAGCCUACAGAGUUGCUGACGCCGAGAACAAAUCAUUUUUGGCCGCUGAGGCAAUGAGGGAGGUGGAGAGAAUCUCAAGGCUGGCUGAAGAUACUGUUUCAACGUUACAGCUUGUGAAAGAGAUUUAUGAAAAAUGUUCACGUGGUGAAAUUGUCCUUUUGGCUUAAGUCGGUGAAUGUGAGACGAUAUUGGAUCCUGCAUAUAAAUUCAUCAAUCCGGUGAAUAUUAUUUGAGUAGCUCUCUAUUUUUACACCUCUCCAACUGUAUUGUACAGGUUAGUCUUUCUUGUGAAGCCAUGUUUCUUUGAGGCUGGUACACCUUCCUUGGUCUCUAGAUAUUAUCCAUGGAAGCUGUCUUUCAUUUGAGAUUGCCACAAAGAAAAAUGUCUUCUUUGAUGUAUACUUCCAUAUGGCUGCGGCUAUUAUAAUUUUUACUGGUAUAUGUAAGUAGGAGCAUAUAAAGUUGUAAGUGUUUGUUUGGAAGAUAUAUCAAUUUAUUUAAACAAAUGUGAUGGAAUGCUGAGCUUCUCCAAAAAUUUAUUGAACUAUUGUUUUUCAAAUUA